GGAAAGAAAGUAAUCAUGGGGACCGCAUGUACCAAGACAUCCAGUGGCACAAAAUACACCUUGUUCGUAAAAACGGGUGAUCGAUUUGGUAUGGGCACGGACGCCGCGGUCUCGGUUGCCUUUUAUAACGAGCAAGGACUUCGUUCCCCGGAUUUCAAGCUCGGCAACCUGUUCCAAAACGACUUCAAGUCCGGUCACGUGGAUAAGAUGCAGAUUGUGUUUGAGAAUCACCAGUUUGGAGACCCGGCCCACAUAGAGCUGUCGCGGAACCGAUGUGGACUCGGAGACUCCUGGUUUUGCGAGGUUGUCAGGGUGGUGAACGUGGAGACGAAGAGGGUGCACAUGUUUCCCAUCCAUCGCUGGGUUAAUCCCGAAUCCCCGAUCAAACUGAAGGAGUACGAUGCCGUACUUCCACAGUAUGACGAGAACGUGGCACAGAGACAAGGCGAGCUCAAAAGGAAGAGAGAUCUGUACGUCCCGGUCAGGAAUGAACAAACAGGGAUGAUCACGUACAAGGACCUUCCACCAGAUGAAAACUUCUCCAUUAGCUCGACGUUUGAUCUGGCCGGAAAUGGAGUCAAGCUACUUGCUACAGCAGCAAUAAUGAAUUUCACCGUAGAGACGUGGGAUUCAUUGAAGGGAAUAGAGGAGAUUUAUCGAGAACCCCACUUUCCAGUGCCAUUGGGAGUGCAAAACUGGAGGUCAGACAAAGCAUUCGGCAAUCAGAGACUGGCGGGAUGCAACCCAGCAAUGAUUCGACUUUGUACCGAGAUACCAGAGAAUUUUGCCGUGAGUGAGAGCGAUCUUGAGCCCCUACUCGAAGGACUCACAACUAAAGAUGCCACCAAGGACAAACGUCUCUUCAUCAUUGAUUACAAGUUCCUAAAGGGGUUGCCUUGUUUAAACGAUAGAGAGAUGUGUGCCCCUUUGGCUCUUUUCUUCGUCAACAAGGACAAAUAUUUGAUGCCAGUCGCAAUCCAGUUAUACCAAGACCCAGCGCCAGAUAAUCCGGUGUUUUAUCCAACGGAUCCUGAGUAUACUUGGCUGAUGGCAAAAUGCUAUUUCAACUUGGCCGAUUCGUCAGUGCAUGAGUCGGCCAGUCAUCUUGGAUUUACGCACCUGUUCGGUGAAUCAGUCGUCAUAGCAACGCAUCGAUACUUGGCUCCGUCCCAUCCCAUCUUCCGUCUUCUUGCUCCUCAUUUCCUCUACCUACUUGCCAUCAAUGAUAAAGCCAUGGGUGAUUUGAUGGGAGAGGGAGGCUUCGCCGAUGACGUCAUGAACAUAGGAGCAGUAGGCAUGGCGGAAAUUGUCAAACGUGCUUUUGCGACCUAUCGUCUUGACGUAGAGGGCUCCCUCCAUGCUGACCUUCAGGAGAGAGGAGUCUCUGAUCCAGAAGUUCUACCCAACUACCACUACCGUGAUGACGCCUUGCUCUUACACAAAGCAAUAUAUUGCUUAGUGGAACAAGUGGUGGAACACCAUUAUGACACCCCAGAGAAGAUUGUUGGCGACGAGGAGCUUCAAGAAUGGGCGUGGUUCUUGGGCGGUCAGCCGAAAUGUGAGGGAGACAUCACAGCUGAAAUCAAGGGAUUUCCGAACAGUGGCCGAUUGGAAACGUCAAGAGAGAUCACAACCGUUAUCACCGACUUCAUCUUCACGUUCACCGCUGAGCAUGCCGCGGUGAAUUUCGGUCAGUACGACAAUUUCGGAUUCCCGCCAUCCUACCCCGCCUGGUUGAGCGGCAAACCACCACAUGACAAGACUGCUCUAUGUGAGAAGGAUAUUAUUGACAAGCUCCCAAGCAAGAAACAAACCUUACGGACCAUGGCCAUCACAGCACUCCUCAGCAGCCGUGACAACAAGCCACUGGGAGACUUCGAGGUCCAGUACAUGUAUGAUCCUAUCGGUAUCAAAGCUUUGGAGAGAUUCCGCGCUGAACUCAAACAAAUUGGUAAUACAAUCGACGAACGAAAUAAGACCAGAGAAGAGAAGUACCACUGGCUUCAUCCAUCUGCAGUACCGAAUUCUAUCUCUAUCUAAUAAUAAUGAUAAUAGUGGGUUCUUGUAUAGCGCUCAUGUCAGUCAGAUUUGACCCUUCUAGCUUUCAGAAAAGAGUGAGGUUUUGUUUAAAAGUAUAAGUGACAAACGAAUGUCACUAGCGAUAUUAUUUUCGAUAUAAGUGAUUUGUUUAACAACUGAAAAAGUUGUAUGGUUGAUUUAGAAUCAAUACAGAUCGUGAAAAUUUUCAUAAUUUCACAUGUUAAGAAUGAACUAAAUAUUUAUAUAUAAUAUUAUAUAUGAGUAUGUGUGUGCGUGUGGGUGUGUGGAAUGGGAAAGAUCGAAUUAAGAGAUUAAUAUUGUAUCAAGGUUAUAAU
This is a messenger RNA of Strongylocentrotus purpuratus (purple sea urchin), 2375 nucleotides long. RefSeq names its product allene oxide synthase-lipoxygenase protein-like. The transcript is spliced from 12 exons. The coding region runs from base 16 to 2040 and encodes 674 amino acids. Gene Ontology annotation, biological process: lipoxygenase pathway; lipid oxidation; hepoxilin biosynthetic process. Gene Ontology annotation, molecular function: protein binding; metal ion binding; oxidoreductase activity, acting on single donors with incorporation of molecular oxygen, incorporation of two atoms of oxygen. The record is from RefSeq and is a predicted model, not a curated record. NCBI's taxonomy places the organism in Eukaryota, Metazoa, Echinodermata, Echinoidea, Camarodonta, Strongylocentrotidae.